Molecule: messenger RNA, 1776 nt
Organism: Schistosoma rodhaini
Lineage: Eukaryota; Metazoa; Platyhelminthes; Trematoda; Strigeidida; Schistosomatidae
Source: the annotation of a GenBank genome assembly
CAGGAAUCUUGUCUAUAGGUCAAUUUAUGUUAGACAUAGUUAUAAGCUACAUCUCUGAUUGGUUCAUAUUAUCCAAUAACAAAAUGACUUCUACUCUUUACGUGUAUAAGUGGGUCUAUGCUUGUAUGUGUGUGUAUCACUAAUUUUUUGUUUCAUCUAACAAUUGAAAUAAGUGUAAACAUUUUUCCUCAUUAUUAUUAUUAUUAUUAGCUUAUUUUCUCAGAAGAAUAUACAAGAGCUAUGGAACAAGAACAUCAUACUGGUCAUUUUGCUUGUCAUAGUUGUGAUGUAUCAUUAACAGGACAACGUUAUAUAUUACGUGAUGAUGAACCACAUUGUUUAGCUUGUUAUGAAGCAAAAUUUGCUAAUACAUGUGAACAAUGUAAAGAAAAAAUUGGUUGUGAUUCAAAAGGUAUGCUAAAACCGGAAGUUGGCAUUACAUCACUUAUUCGAGAUGCAUCAGAGCCUAUACGGAACGCAGUUUAUACAUCAUCUCAACAAUCCAAUGUUAGAUUUCAUCCAAGUUGUCCAAUGCCAUAUAUACUUGGUCCUGGUUAUAGCGUCGGACAAGCAUGGCAAUGUGAUACAAUCAAGGAUCUUUCAUUUAAAGAAAGACAUUGGCAUGAGAAAUGUUUUAAAUGUUCUGCUUGUACUACUUCAUUAGCUGAUCGACCAUUUGCUACAAAAGAAGAACAAUUAUAUUGUUCUGAUUGUUAUGAUGAACGUUUUGCUGCAAGAUGUGAUGGUUGUCAAGGUGUAUUCAAAGCUGGAAUGCGUAAAUAUGAAUAUCGUGGACAACAAUGGCAUGAAGAAUGUUUUUUAUGUGUUGAAUGUAAACAACCAAUUGGUGCAAAAAGUUUUAUUCCACGUGAAAAUCAAGUUGUAUGUGUACCAUGUUAUGAAGCGAAAUAUGCUCAACGUUGUACUAAAUGUUCAGAAGUUAUACGUCGUGGUGGAGUUACAUACAAAGGAAAUCCAUGGCAUAAAGAAUGUUUCACUUGUACUAGUUGUUCUAAACAAUUAGCCGGUUUAAAAUUCACUUCUAAAGAUGAACAACCAUAUUGUGCUGAUUGUUAUGGUGAAUUAUUUGCUAAGAAAUGCACAAAAUGUACCAAACCGAUUACGGGAUUUGGUGGUUGUAAAUUCAUUUCAUUCGAAGAUCGUCAUUGGCAUUCAGAAUGUUUUCUAUGUGGAAAAUGUAAUUCUAAUCUGGUUGGUAGAGGUUUUCUUACCAGUGAUGAUAUGAUUAUGUGUUCUGAAUGUGGUCGUUAACUUUGACAAACACAAUCAGUACACAAAAAAAAGAAUAAGAAAAAAAAACAAGCAGCAGAUAUAUCUAGUCAAAAGUGCGUGGUUCAUUCAUUGAUUCGUUCAUUCAUUCGUUCUUUUUUUCUUUGUUUAUUCAGCUUUAUGAUAUCCAUUUAUUUGUUAUGUUUGGUUACUAGUUAAAUCUCCUUAUAACCAUGUUCAUUCUAAUAUUCAUAAUGCAUUUAUAUAGACCAACAACAAUAACAAAAAAGUUUUGAACCAUGACUUCAAAAAGCCAGACCUUAAAUGUUCAUUGUUGCUCAUUCACUAUGAAAAUUCUAUUCUAGUCCUUCUUCUUCUUCUUCUUACCCUUCGAAUAUAUUGAUUUAAUAUGUGUGUUUUUUUGUACUGUUUUUUUCUCUGUCUCUUCGAUUGUCUGUUUUGAUGAUGAUGAUGAUGUCCAAAACUGUCUUCCUUUUUCAUAGACAUUCAAAUGAAUGAAUGAACAUAUAUAUAUAUAUAUAUAUA